AUGGCAGAUGAGAUUGCUAAGGCUCAGGCCGCCCGGCCUGGUGACAGCACGAUCUUCGGGAAGAUCAUUUGCAAGGAAAUCCCAGCCAAAAUCAUUUAUGAGGAUGACCAGUGUCUUGCUUUCCAUGACAUUUCCCCUCAAGCACCAACACAUUUUCUGGUGAUACCCAAGAAACAUAUAUCCCAGAUUUCUUCGGCAGAAGAUGGCAAUGAAAGUCUUCUUGGACAUUUAAUGAUUUUUGGCAAGAAAUGUUAUCGAAUGGUGGUGAAUGAAGGUUCAGAUGGGGGACAGUCUGUCUGUCAUGUUCAUCUCCAUGUUCUUGGAGGUUGGCAGAUGAAUUGGCCUCCUGGGUAAGCGUGUUGUAGGGAUAAUUUUCCCUUCUCUAUGCAGUGAUCAGGUCUGCAAGUUCCAAUAUGCAAAACAAUACUUUUUUUGCCUGUGUAUGGAGAGAUGGCAGAAAUAAUUUUUAAAACCCAUACAUAAUAAAAGACAUUGUUGCAUGGUCUGAAUUCUGUAUUUGACUUAUUUUUUAAAAAUAUUUGUUGGAAUGUUUGAAGGUGGAGUUCAUAAUUUGGGAGGUUUUUGCUUUUUCUCCCCAAGGAGGACUCAGCCUAUGUCCAUGGCAAUGAUGCUGUGACUGAUCUUUGAAGACAAAUUUAAAAUUUUCAUAAAUUUAGCUUUAGCUUUGAAAUAUCCUUUUAGGGUAAAAUAUUAGUCCAGGAGAAGAUUUUCUAAUCCAGUUCUCUUAUUUUCUAAGAACAAAGGAGCACGUGAUGUGAUUGAUCCAGAAAGUGACAGU
Molecule: messenger RNA, 799 nt
Organism: Balaenoptera musculus (blue whale)
Lineage: Eukaryota; Metazoa; Chordata; Mammalia; Artiodactyla; Balaenopteridae
Product: histidine triad nucleotide-binding protein 1-like
Exons: 1
Coding region: 1-354 (117 amino acids)
Biological process (GO): purine ribonucleotide catabolic process
Cellular component (GO): nucleus; cytoplasm
Molecular function (GO): hydrolase activity
Source: RefSeq, a predicted model, not a curated record